Molecule: messenger RNA, 282 nt
Organism: Ascoidea rubescens DSM 1968
Lineage: Eukaryota; Fungi; Ascomycota; Saccharomycetes; Ascoideales; Ascoideaceae
Product: phosphatase YCH1
Exons: 1
Cellular component (GO): cytoplasm; nucleus
Molecular function (GO): protein tyrosine phosphatase activity
Source: RefSeq, a predicted model, not a curated record
UUUUGCUUCUCUGAUUUGAGGUUUCUUGAGCCUGAGACUCUACGCGUUUGGCUUGUUGAAAAGAAAGCCCCCUUUAUGAUCAUCGAUGUGAGGGAGGACGAUUACUCCAUUGGCAAGAUAAAAGGUUCGUUUAACAUGCCUUACUAUACACUAAACCAAACUAUGCUAGACAGUAUCUAUGAAAGGUCGAUCAAUGAAAACAUUCAAAAUAUAGUGUUUCAUUGCUCUUAUUCUCAACAAAGAGGUCCUUCAACUGCUUUGGCAUUUUUGAGAUCGUUGGAC